Messenger RNA from Trematosphaeria pertusa, 3474 nucleotides. RefSeq lists its product as uncharacterized. Bases 1 to 3474 code for a protein of 1157 amino acids. The transcript has 2 exons. The record is from RefSeq and is a predicted model, not a curated record. NCBI's taxonomy places the organism in Eukaryota, Fungi, Ascomycota, Dothideomycetes, Pleosporales, Trematosphaeriaceae.
AUGCCUGCUGCUUCCAUCCGCGCCCCGGCCACCUCGCUCAACCGCCCUGACACGGUCAUCAACAACAACAUGAACGCAACGCAAGGUGUCAAGGCCCGUAAACCCGACUACGACAUCUUCUCCAAGGAGGCCUAUGAGCCGAAAUCUGCUCGCAUGUCCAAGGAAGCCUUCCACGCCCAAGAGAUCGCCGCCAAGGUCGAAGCCAACGAGGCUCAUGGGGUCAAGAAGCCUGCGCCCGGCGUCCUUGCGCUCAAGAUUCAGGAGGGCAAGAAGUCCACCCGCCGCCCGCCAAAGACCUCGCCGUCUCUCAAGCCCGCCCCUAUUCCGCCGACUCCGACCAAGUCCUUCGCUAGUGCGGUGGCCGCCAACAAAAUUCCUCGCCCUGUUCCGGCUCAGAACACUACUCAUGGACCUCCCGUGCCUGCUGCGAUAAAGAUGGCGCCCUCGGUACCAUAUCGCUCCACUGCGUCAGCGUGGAAUGGUAACAAGGCUCAGCCCGCAGCUCCGUCUUACUCAAGGCCGGCUCUUGGUGCCAAUCCUUCGCCAACCCCCACACCUGUCAAGAUCUCUGUUGUGCGACCUGUUCCUACUCAGAAGAAGAAGGACAAUGGGUGGAAGACUGUGCCGGAGCGCAAGGGAAAGAACACCGUCGACAAGCCGGCAGCGAAGGCUGGAGUCGAGAAUCAGUUCGCGGUUCUAGAUACGCAGAAACCGACUGAGAAGGCUUCCCAGCCAGCGGGUCUCAAGAAGAAUAACAAGGCUGCGGAAUCCACCAAGAUGCCCGAGCGCAAGAUGACGAAGACCGAGAAGCAGAAGAACUCAAGUGCUUCUCCGCCUAGCAAGUCGACGAACAAGCUGGGUGCAAGCUCUGAAAAGGACACAAAGUUAUCUCCGCGCUCCACGUCGAGCUCUUCUGCGCCUGGCUCUCCGCUUGGCUCUGGAUCUGUGCGGGAGGCGACCACUGGUGACAACACGGUGGCGGCUUCGAAGUCUACGUCCACAACGCUCGCCUCGACUGCGCAGACGCCCGUCGCGCCUCUAACUGAUCAGCCAAAAAAGCACAAGCGCAAGUCUGGCGCCCAGCGGAAGAAGGCAAAGAAGGCGCAGGGCAAGGCAGCUGCCCUUGUUGCUGCUGCUGCCGCGCCGGCUCCUUCUCAGUCCGACACGACCGCUUCUAUCUCGCCGCUACAGCCUAGCAAGACCCGCACCGAAGAGAUCCAGGAGGCUACGAAGUUCAAGGCCAAGGAAUCCAUCGGUACGCGCAAGGUGACGAUUACCCACAGGCGGGCGCAAGCUAAGCAAGUCUCGGCUGGAGAGCGCCCGACUGCUGAAUCCACGCAGCACAAAGGCUAUAAGCUGAGCCAGGAAGAGAUCAGCGAGAACAUUCUGACGUUGUACCCUCAGCCUGACUGCGACAAAGAGAAGUUCAUCUUCAAGGCCCCGGCUAUUCGGGCACCGGCCGCGUCGUUCGGGGCUAAGGACGAUGCCGCACCAGCAGCAUCCUCUCCAAAGACGCCUAACGAGAAGCCGAUUUCUCGGCGAGAGGUGGAUGCCCCUCGUAAGAUCGUUGCAAUUAAGCAAGAUCCAAUCGAGGAUGUGGACCAAUCGCUCAACGAAGAGGACGCAAACACGACGGACUACUCCUUCAAUCCGUUUGAGUUUGCUCCCUCACUCCCGACGCGAAAGACGUCUCCUUUGGGAAAGCGCACUGCACCGCCAUCUACGCCAUCUCACGAUGGUCCGAAGAUGAAAUUUCCUCAUUCGGUGGAGUUCACAUUCUCCUCCAGUCCCGCGAACAAGUCUCAUCCGUCGCCAACCUUGGAUGAGUCUGUGCAUGCGUCUACUGAUGCGCUUCACAAGGUGAGACCUACUCCUUCCGAGGAUAAUACCCUUUUCGUGCAGUUUGAUACGGAAUUCGGCAAGCCAGCCUCCAGCUUCAUCUCCGUGGAUACUGCGACUAUGCUGUUAUUCUCCACCAAGGUAACCACGCCGAAACCCACGGGCGAUAAGUGCACGUCCAAGCGCACUACCGAUCCGACGUCUGCCACCUUCAAGUAUGGCGAUGACUUCCUCACUAUUAACCUUGCCAAUCUGCUCCAAUGGACCGCUCGAGACUUUUCGAACACUAUCUCGCAUCGCCUUUUGCAAUGGGCAGUUAGCGCCGCCAUCAUCCUUCGCUCUGUCGGCGAGUAUCUCGAUUUCCCUUCCCUGGCCGGCGGAGUUGCUCCAUGGCUCGAGGCUUACAACUUGCCAACUCCCACUGUUGCUCAUCUGCUCGACAAGCUCCAGCUGCGUCGCACGAGCAUGCGCACAGUGAAGCAUCGCAGCAAGAAGGCCUCGAAUGACUAUGCUAUUGAGCCUACAUUCGGCUCAGUCACUACGUCGACAAGCCUCGCUGAGGGCAAGAUUGCGGUUGAAGAGCGUAAUGCCGCCAACAAGCACGAGUUUGUUGCUGCUAUGUUGCCUAGCUUCAGCAACGAGCCAGACUCUGGCGUGCGAUACCACACUGCGGCCUCAGUUUGGGGAGUCGAGGGUGUCGGUAUCAAGAAGGAGCACGUCCUUCCGCUCUCUCUGCCGGUGAUGGAGGUCACUGCUGAGCAAGAGAUCGUCUAUGCACCGUCGUAUUCAGCCGACGCUCUCCUACACGACGACCUUGAUGAGCCACUUGACGAGGAACUUAUCUCGGAAGAACUGAUCGCGCCUUCCGAAGUCAUAGUAGCCGACGAUGAGGCGGCUCUGGAAAUCGUCGCCAUCAAUGAUACCCUAAGCACUACCCUCAAUGCGCCAGCUGGCUUGGGGACUCCUUUUGGCGAUACACUCGCCCCAUUCACCGCCGAAGAACUAGCCCGCCCUGCUACCUCUUCGAGCAAAGAGUCAAGCGAGGAUACCGCCACCGGCGGCCCCGCGUCCUCCGCCACAUCUGCUCCCCUGUCCCCGCUAUCCUCUCUUGACUACGACUACAUUGAGCCAGAGUUCAAUUUUGAUCCAGCGAACUUCUUGAGUAAGGAGGACCAAGACCAGAAUAAGGCCGAACCCGAAGCUCCCGAGAAAGAAACUAUUCCUCAACCCUUGGCGGCCGACCUGUCGCACACCCACAUCGGCACGGUCUGCGCAUUCGACUUCCUUCGAGAGCUCCGCUCGCACGAAGUUGAAGGCAAAGAGGUGGUGACGAAGAUCGACCUCGUCGCGAACUUCCUUCUCUUCGCUGCGGAAGACCGUAGGCGCGCUGGUUAUGGGCCAGUGGUGGGUGCGACAGACGCGGCCGCCGUUCUGAAGAAUGCGGGCUAUCAGGUCAAGGUCAAGAUCGGCACCAUCAAACUUGAACAGCUCCUUGGCCUCGUCGAGUUCGAUAAUGGCUCAGCCGCUCCACUCCGCAAUAUAUACCAUGCGUUCCUGAAGGCUUCGAAGAUGGACGCCGAGCAGAUGAAGGAUACGCGACUUGCCCGCUUGGGUCGCGAACUGGGGUACAUGUGA